UAUGGAAACUCACAAAUUCUCUCUCUAAAAAAAACAAAAAAAAACAAGAUUUGUUGUGUAUGAUCGUAGACAUCAAUAUUCUUUCGUGAAAAGAUAGGUGUAUAGAGAAGAGACGGCAUGAUUAUCAGCUCAAUCAGAAAAAGCGAUUUGCUUUAGAAAGGAAAUAAAGCUGAGUUCUUCUUCUUCUUUCUUCUGCGCCCAAUAAAGCCAUCGAUCGCGGACCGAAAACUUGCAUGGACAAGGUUUUCGACUGACUCAUUAGAUCAAACGGACGGAGGGAGGAGAGCAAUAAUAAUAAUAAUCUAUUUUGACCAUCAUCGAGAGAGAGAGAAAGAUAGAAUCAUGGCAGUUGUUGAGAAUGCUGCGAUCAAUGUUGUCCCAUCUAAUCGGACCGAAUCGAACGAUCAAAAUUUUCAGAUGAAGAUGGUUCCGACGCCGGCGGUUUCAGGUCAGCCAAACAUCGGGAAUACCCAGAACAACCCUCAGAUGGGUCUAGUUCAGAACGUAAUCAACAACAAUGGUUCCACUCAGAGUCAUCAGAUAGUGGCGAAUGGUGUAGAUGAUGGCGGCGAGGGUUUUAAGAGAGAAAUGAGGGAUUUGGAAGAGAUGUUGUCUAAGCUGAAUCCGAUGGCUAAGGAGUUUGUUCCUCCUUCACUGACAAAUUAUGGAGGUCUCGUUCCUUCUUCUGUUCAUCUCGCGUAUGCUAACAAUUUCCUAAUUCAACCUAACACUAUCAUUGCCGGUGGAAAUGAUGUUAGACGGAAGAAGAAUAACUAUGCUAAUGGAAGACAAAGGCUGAACAACCGGACCAGUAUGGCCCAAAGAGAAGAAGUUAUCAGAAAGACUGUUUAUGUAUCCGAUAUUGAUCAUCAGGUUACUGAAGAACAGCUUGCUACACUUUUCCAAGGCUGUGGACAGGUUGUGGACUGUCGUGUUUGUGGUGAUCCUAAUUCUGUUUUACGAUUUGCAUUUGUGGAGUUUACUGAUGAAGAAGGUGCAAGGAAUGCUUUGAGUCUGGGGGGAACUAUGCUUGGAUAUUACCCGGUCAAGGUUCUUCCAUCCAAAACUGCAAUUGCUCCUGUUAACCAUACCUAUUUGCCCAGGUCUGAAGAUGAACGAGAGAUGUGUGCAAGGACUGUUUACUGUACAAACAUCGAUAAGAAGGUUACUCAAGCAGAUGUGAAACUCUUUUUUGAGACUCUUUGUGGAGAGGUUCAGCGUUUGAGGUUACUUGGAGAUUAUCAGCAUUCAACUCGCAUUGCGUUUGUAGAGUUUUUCAUGGCUCAAAGUGCUAUUGCAGCUCUGAAUUGUAGCGGUGCUGUUCUUGGAUCAUUGCCCAUAAGGGUUAGUCCAUCAAAGACACCAGUGAGGCCCCGUGCUCCCCGCCCAACAAUGCAGUGAGGUUUCUCCAUAAAUAUAUAUAUAUAUGCAUAGUUGGUGAUCGAUACACGUAAACUCACGACAACUUUUAUGUUUAUUGUUGUGUAAGUUAUGCAUAUUAUUAUUAUUAUUAUUCCGGUAUCGUUGUUGACUAGUAUAGUAUCUAUACAAACAAGCAGGUCUUAGCAUAUUAUGCUGUUGUUAUUGUUGUUCAAGGAUGAUGGAUAUAGAGGGAGUUAUCUCCUAGACUAUGUAUGGCUUUCUGGCUGCCUUAAGUUUAUAUUUUAAUUUGGAUUA
This is a messenger RNA of Impatiens glandulifera, 1677 nucleotides long. Its product is annotated as polyadenylate-binding protein-interacting protein 12-like. The transcript is spliced from 11 exons. The record is from RefSeq and is a predicted model, not a curated record. Gene Ontology annotation, molecular function: RNA binding. Bases 343 to 1401 code for a protein of 352 amino acids. NCBI's taxonomy places the organism in Eukaryota, Viridiplantae, Streptophyta, Magnoliopsida, Ericales, Balsaminaceae.